CUUAUAAUUUUGAAAAAUGAAGGCUCUCAUUUUACGAAAAGGUGAUGAAAAAGAAAAUAAUAAUUUUAAGCACCCAGCAGUUGUUAGCGAAAUUCCUCUUCCCGCUCUAAACCCCGAUAAUGAUGAUGUGUUAAUCAGGUUACAAGCAGCAGCAUUUAACCAUCGUGAUGUCUGGAUAAGAAAAGAUGCAUAUUUAGGAUUGCAAUUUAAUUCUGUACUUGGAAGUGAUGGUGUUGGAAUAGUGGAAAAAACAUCACGCGAUGAAUCUUCUCACCUUGUUGGUCAGCAAGUAAUCAUUAAUCCAGGAUCUGGCUGGGAAAAAGAUCCAAAAGGCCCUGAAACCGAAUUUGGAAUUCUUGGAUUGUUGCCACUACCUGCCGAAAUAUUCCCUGUUCCCGAUCAUUUAUCCGUAGCAGAAGCGGCUGCUCUUCCAUUAGCUGGUUUAACAGCGUUCAGAGCAACCUUUACAAAAGCAAAUGUUCAACCGGGAGAAAACGUAUUAAUCACAGGAAUUGGAGGUGGUGUCGCUUUGAUUGCGCUAAGCUUUAUUUCAAGUAUUGGUGCAAACGCGUAUGUUACAUCUUCAGAUGAGUCCAAAAUUAAAAAAAGCCAUAGAAUUAGGAGCGAAAGGAGGAAUGAUUGGCCAAAGAAGUUAAAAGCUCUCUUGCCUAAUGAUCGUCCGUUCUUAGAUUCCGUAAUUGAUAGUGCAGGAGGUGAAAUUGUUUCUCAAACUACGAAGCUUUUACGUCCAGGAGGUAUCAUUGCUUGUUAUGGCAUGACAUCAAGUUAUGGAAAGGCAUCAUAUCCAUCCACGACAUUCACAGUACCUGCAAUGAUGGAUAAUAUCGAACUUAAAGGAUCCACCAUGGGUAGCAGAGAUGAAUUUAAAAGAAUGGUAAAUUUUGUUAAAGAAAAGAAAAUUAAGCCCGUUAUAGGUGGCAUUUGGCAUGGACUUGAAAACGCUCCAGAAGUUUUUGAAAUCAUGAAUAAAGGGAAGCAAUUCGGUAAAUUAGUAAUUGAAAUUAAUUAA
Molecule: messenger RNA, 1030 nt
Organism: Rhizophagus irregularis DAOM 181602=DAOM 197198
Lineage: Eukaryota; Fungi; Glomeromycota; Glomeromycetes; Glomerales; Glomeraceae
Source: RefSeq, a predicted model, not a curated record